CCUCCCCUCUCUCCGUAGGCAGUUCACUUAACCUCCAGAAGAUGGCUGAACCUGCAGGAAUACCAGAGCAAGAAGCUCAUGUCAGAGCAUGGAGUGAGAGUUCAAAGGUUUUUUGUUGCCAACACUGCUACGGAGGCUCUUGAGGCAGCAAAGAGACUGAAUGCAAAAGAAAUUGUUUUAAAAGCCCAGAUCUUAGCUGGAGGAAGAGGAAAAGGUGUCUUCGAUAGUGGCUUGAAAGGAGGUGUUCAUUUAACAAAAGACCCUAAAGUGGUGGGACAGCUGGCCCAACAGAUGAUUGGUUAUAAUCUGGCAACAAAGCAAACUCCAAAAGAAGGUGUAAAAGUUAACAAGGUGAUGGUUGCUGAAGCCCUGGACAUUUCUAGAGAAACCUACUUGGCCAUUCUGAUGGACCGGUCCCACAAUGGCCCUGUGAUAGUGGGCAGCCCUCAGGGCGGCGUUGAUAUUGAAGAAGUGGCAGCUUCCAAUCCAGAACUCAUCUUUAAGGAGCAGAUUGACAUUUUUGAAGGAAUAAAUGAUAGCCAGGCCCAGCGGAUGGCAGAAAAUCUGGGCUUCCUCGGGCCUUUAAAAAACCAGGCAGCCGACCAGAUUAAAAAGCUGUAUCAUCUCUUCCUGAAGAUUGAUGCGACUCAGGUGGAAGUGAACCCCUUUGGUGAGACUGCAGAAGGACAAGUUGUCUGUUUUGAUGCCAAGAUAAACUUUGAUGACAAUGCUGAGUUCCGACAAAAGGACAUAUUUGCUAUGGACGACAAAUCAGAGAAUGAGCCCAUUGAAAAUGAAGCUGCCAGGUACGAUCUCAAGUACAUCGGACUAGACGGGAACAUUGCCUGCUUCGUGAAUGGCGCUGGAUUAGCCAUGGCUACUUGUGACAUAAUUUUCCUGAAUGGAGGGAAGCCAGCUAACUUCUUGGACCUUGGAGGUGGUGUAAAGGAAGCCCAAGUCUAUCAAGCAUUCAAACUGAUCACAUCUGAUCCCAAGGUGGAAGCCAUCCUCGUCAAUAUAUUUGGUGGGAUUGUCAACUGUGCCAUCAUUGCCAAUGGGAUCACCAAAGCCUGCCGGGAGUUAGAACUCAAGGUGCCACUAGUAGUCCGGCUUGAAGGAACUAAUGUCCAAGAGGCUCAGAAAAUCCUCAGAAACAGUGGCCUCCCUAUCACAUCAGCUGCGGACCUGGAGGAUGCUGCCAAGAAAGCUGUUGCCAGUGUGGCAAAGAAGUGAUGUGAUGGCUUCCCCCGGCUCCCGUGAAGAAGGGCACUUCCCGCAUCACUGUGAAAGCAAUUGUUAUCUCACUGGGAAAGGGGUCAUACACAAGGAUCAUUGUCUGAAAAAAAUCUUAAGUCUGAACUUUCUCAAUGCGCUAUCCACAGUGCCUGAAGCUGAUUUUACACUGUAGUCAUUGUAAAAAAAAAAAAAAAAAAAAUCACAUCUUACAGUUUCACACUUUCUCUUGUCCAGUCACUAGCAGGGUCUGCCAGCUCUGAGCCACAGUCAGUGUGGCCAAGUAAUGUGCAGAGGUACAGUAUUUGAAGCCUGAUCGGUGUCUAUCCGUAAGAAUUUGUGGGCAUUUACUCUUCUGUAAUAGAAAAAUUGCAGGACUCACAAGUUCAGACAGGAUUCUGAUUAACAUAGUGACUUCCAGAAGGACACAGGUAAGACAUCUGAGCAUCUAGGAACGGAAGUUUCCAGAAAGCCCAGGAACAUAAAGUAUAAAGUACGGUUUACAUUGGGAGUCCCACAUUAAUACAUGUACAUUGUGCCUUAAUGUUGACUAUACUGCCUGCCUCACACCAAACUACAGCCGGAAGCCUUAGAUGCAAGUUUGAUGGAAGGUUCUGUUUCGGAUCAGGGCUGUGAAUACUGACUGACUUUUAUGAGACUGUAGUUAAGCUGUCUCAUUAAGAGACAGUACUGAACCAGUUUGUCAUAGAUGAGGCAAUGUCACUGGAGAGAACAUGGCUUUCCUAAUAAUGUCCUUUCUUGUGCUGAGAAUUUUUUAAUUUGAUUUUUUGUUUAAUUUUGAUAAGUUUGUACUGAUAAUACAUCUUAAAUAAAAUCGUUUUUCAGUGCUA
This is a messenger RNA of Cricetulus griseus (Chinese hamster), 2084 nucleotides long. The record is from RefSeq and is a predicted model, not a curated record. NCBI's taxonomy places the organism in Eukaryota, Metazoa, Chordata, Mammalia, Rodentia, Cricetidae.